UAUAUGUUUAUAGUAUCUCUCUCGAUCUAUGGGCAAGUUUAGGUUAUAAAAGUGUAAAUAUUACGGCAAUUUUCGAGUUUUCCGCCUUUCUAUCGCAAAUUAUUUAACUACGCUCAAACGAAUCAAUCGAAAAUCUUCAUUUAAUUAAUGAUCUAUAUGCAAUUUUUGCAUUGUAAAUUAUUAAAUAUUAAAUUGGAUUUCAAUUAGUUACGAAUAAAUUAUUUCAUGAAUUAUUUCAUGAAUUAACCAUACAUACAUACAUAUUUCAAUUAUAUGAAUUAUUUCAUGAAUUGAUUGUACGUACAUACAUACAUAUGUCAUCAAAUAAAAUACUAGGUGCCUAUGGAUGAAAAGAAUAUGCGCCAAAUGUUCAUUGUUUUUUGUUUGUAUAUGUUAUACAAUAUUAAGGAUGUAAUGACAGAGCACAACUUUGAUUAACAAAAUUGUUACUCCAAAUAUUCAAGCUUGUAAAAUUAAUUCGAGGAGAGAGAAAAAGAAACAAAGUGAAAAAUCUACUGUAUCUGCUUAUCAGACUGAGGCUUACAUGCAUUUUAUCGCUAUGGACAGUUUUCCCACACAAAAUUAUGAGAAUAAAAUGGAAACAUUUGAGACAUACAAUGAAUCUAUAGUUACUGCUGCAAAUCACCAACGUGAGAUCGAUCAAACUCAGUCCAUGAACAGUCAAACACCUACCCAACAGAUGCAAGUGCAAAGUCAGGAGAAUCGUGACACAUUGGUACUGCAGCAACAACAGCAGACACAUCAAAUAACGCAGAUUCAGCCAAACACUCAACAGAGUACGUCUCUUACUCCAAUCAGAUUACCCGCUAUAUUAGAUGGAGAGUAUUUUACAGUGACCAGAGUAGAGGACACCAAUGUUACUGUGCGUUGUCAGCAAUGUCAGAAAUUGUUGAAUGGCAAUCUGAAGUCUACUGGCAAUUUUCUGAGUCAUAUAAAGCGAUUGCAUCCAUCUUUGAUUGAGAAAAUAAGAUGUAAAUCUAAUCAAAGGAAACCAGCAAUGGUAUACAUCGAUUCAGUGUCGCCUGAUAAAUGUUCUGAAAUAGUGCGAACAAAGCGUGUAGUGCUACAAAAUAAAAAGCGCUGCAAAACGGAAGAAUGUUCAGCCGAAAACGAAGAAUCUUAUGAUCACCAAUCCACUGAUUGGAGCGAUACGUCACUAGUUCGACGACGAUCUGAGGAAACGGAAUCUACAGAUUUGUCUCUGAGAAUACCACAUAAUAAUUCGUUCGUAAUGGAGGACGAAUAUGACGCGAUCGGUCGUAAUGUCGCGGCGAAACUUAGAAACAUGAGAUUGGAUCAAAGAAUAAUAGCCGAGAAAUUAUUAAAUGAUAUUUUAUUUGAGGCUCAGCUUGGUAAUCUUCACAGAGGUUCGAAUAUUCAUGUGUGAGGAAGAAAGAUUUACAUGCAUGUAAAUGGUCGCUCGAUAUUUAUCUUUUAACAAAUGAUCAAUCUCUUGCUUAAUAAAUUCCAGGCAAUGAGAUUAAUAAAAUUAUGACAUGCAUACAUAAACACACACAUACACAAAUGUGCUCAUUGUAGAAUGAACUACUUUCUGAAAAAAGUAGACGAUACUAGACUGUGUUCUAACUUUAUUGAAAAACAAAUGUUUAUAUUAUGA
Molecule: messenger RNA, 1639 nt
Organism: Nylanderia fulva
Lineage: Eukaryota; Metazoa; Arthropoda; Insecta; Hymenoptera; Formicidae
Source: RefSeq, a predicted model, not a curated record